AUGCUUGCCACGACGCUCAUCGCCGCCGCCGCGCUCGCACACACCGCUUCGGCUGUUCCCUUCGCCAACAAGGGUGAUGCAGCUACGCUCGCCCGCCGCCAGAUGGACUCAAAUGACCCGGUCGAACAGCUUGCGAUGGUGCUGCUCUCGUUUGGCAUCAACGUCUCGGACCUCAAGUCGGACGACAAGUGCGCGGCACCUUGCUUGACUGACUGGACGAACGGCGUCAGCGCCUGCUCUUCUGACGACGAGAACGACGUCAAGACGAACGUCGAGUGCGCUUGCACGGACGGCAAUGUCGCUCUCCUCCAAAAGUGCGCGACCUGCAUGGGUGGCGACAACGUCCAGAUCGGCAGCAUGUUCGCCCAACAGUGCCCUGUGGCCGUCAAGGCUCUCGCUACGAGCAGCAUCGGCUCGCAGGCCAGCAGCACCGGCGGAUCCGCCGUCACCCUUCCUUCCGCCACGAGCAUCAAGUCGUCCGCCUCCUCGGCCCUCUCUUCCGCCAGCAGCGGCGCAGCCUCGGCUGCUCACACCAGCGCUGUCGCGUCUCACUCGGCCGCGAACGGAACCGUCUCGCAGCCGGCGCAGACUAGCCAGCCCGCUCCCGGCAGCGCUGCUAAGGCGGUCGUCUCGCUCCUCUCCCUCGGCGCCGUUGGCUUUGCCGUGUUCCUCGCCUAA
Molecule: messenger RNA, 678 nt
Organism: Rhodotorula toruloides NP11
Lineage: Eukaryota; Fungi; Basidiomycota; Microbotryomycetes; Sporidiobolales; Sporidiobolaceae
Exons: 4
Coding region: 1-678 (225 amino acids)
Source: RefSeq, a predicted model, not a curated record